Messenger RNA from Epinephelus moara (kelp grouper), 1576 nucleotides. RefSeq names its product WD repeat-containing protein 88-like. The record is from RefSeq and is a predicted model, not a curated record. Lineage: Eukaryota; Metazoa; Chordata; Actinopteri; Perciformes; Serranidae. The transcript is spliced from 11 exons. The coding region runs from base 240 to 1571 and encodes 443 amino acids. Gene Ontology annotation, molecular function: protein binding.
UGACGCAUUCAGUGUUGUCAGAAAAAUGUAAUGAAAUGAUGUAAAAUAAGGUAAAGAAGGACAUGUUUUCACUGAUUGGUUAAAACAUGUUGGAUUUGUGACGUCACAGAAUUCACCCUCUGCGGACUGAAUUUAUCUGUCAGCAAACCGUCUCUUUAAUCACUUAUUACACAUGAAAUCUUCUUAUGUCCCACCGCUCCUGAAGGCACCACCCGCCAGUCGUCAGGGGGACUGUUGCUAUGGUGACUGUCGCGGCAGAGAGUUGUGUGUGUGUGUGUGUGUGUGUGUGUGUGUGUGUGUGUGUGUGUGUGUGUGUGUGUGUGUGUGGCUCACUAACAAAGUUUUUACCAAAAGUUUCUGAAGAAAUGGCGACAAAGACCCUGAACCCACUGUCAGUGGAGGAGGAGGAGCAGAAGGAGGAGGAGGAGGAGGAGCAGGAGCAGGAGCAGGGAGCAGAGUGGAGCCUGGAGACUAAGGUUCCAGUGAAGGUGUUACGAGGUCACAGCGACGCCGUCACCACCGCUCGAUUCUGCUUCAACGACAGCCGCAUCCUCAGCUGCUCCUUCGACUGCAGCGCCAUCCUCUGGGACGUGGAGAGCUGCAGACCUCUGAGGGUGUUUGAUGGAGUUCACAGUAAAACCAUCUCUGAGUGCGCUCUGAUCCCCAACACCAACAGGAUGGUCACUGUCUCCUGGGACAGGAUGAUGGUGUCCACAGACGUGGAGACAGGGCAGACUCUGUGGAGGUGUAGGCAGGACGGCCUGCUGACCUCCUGCAGCUCAUCGUCUGACGGCCGGCUGCUCGUCUGUGCUGCAGAUCCACAGAACGUUGUCUCCAUCAGUGACGCAGCGAGCGGACAGACGCUGCUCCGCCUCAGCGAUCACCACAGCACCACCAUCACACGGUGUCGCUUCGACCCUCAGAGCCAGCGAGUGGCCACGGUGUCCGGAGACCGCCGCAUCAAACUGUGGGACCUGCUGGCUCAGAAAACCACUCUGUCCAUCAACAGUAGCCAUAGAAACAACGUCUCUGACUGCUGCUUCACCAACAACGGACACUUCCUGUGCACAGCAUCAUGGGAUUUGAAUUUAAAGCUGUGGGACCUGCAUGCAGGAGGGUUUCGAUCUCGCGGUGUAGCGACGCUGCAGGGAGGCCAUGACGGCUGCGUGAGCUCCUGCAGCUUCUCUGCUGAUGCCGACCUGCUGGUGUCUGGCUCCUAUGACAGGACUGUUGCACUCUGGGAUAUGCCCUCCCUCUGCCAGACUCUCAUCCUGAAGGGCCACAGUGAUUGGGUGACUGAUGUGUCAAUCAGCUCUGACAGGAAGUUGGUGGCCUCUGCCUCCAAGGACGGGACUGUGAGGUUGUGGAACAUCGAGAACAUGGAGGAGAUCCCAGAGGUCAUGAAGAAGAGGAGCACAGAGGGAACAGGAGUCCACAUCCUGCAGUGUGAGGAGUGUGGGAAACCGUUUCCAGUGUCCAGACUACAGACCUCCGAGCUGCUGACUCAGUGUGUCGUCUGUCGACUCAAAUCACCCUCCAGGUACCGACCGCAGCCUCCGUCGCUCAUGUGACUUCC